This is a messenger RNA of Fusarium musae, 2220 nucleotides long. RefSeq lists its product as uncharacterized. The transcript is spliced from 5 exons. Gene Ontology annotation, biological process: amino acid catabolic process. Bases 1 to 2220 code for a protein of 739 amino acids. Lineage: Eukaryota; Fungi; Ascomycota; Sordariomycetes; Hypocreales; Nectriaceae. The record is from RefSeq and is a predicted model, not a curated record. Gene Ontology annotation, molecular function: polyamine oxidase activity; L-amino-acid oxidase activity.
AUGUCUUCGCAAGGCACCUUCACAGAAGUCCAUCAAUUCACUAAGUCCUACAAGCAUAUGUGGGCUCGUGAUGUCGCCAAGGCGAGUAUGAACUAUGAUCUCAAGGGUGUUAUCGAGCGCUUGAAGGAGUCUGUUCCUACUAAGUUCGAUGGGAAGGAUAACAUUGGUUCACUCCGAAAGAAGACCAUGAAGGCCACUGGUCCAGGCUACAUCCCCGAGGAGCAGGGUAAGAUUAGCGUUGGCAUUGUCGGUGCCGGCGUCGCUGGCUUGUUUGCCGCCCUUCUCUUUGAUUGGCUCAACGGCCAUGAAGAACUCAAGGGAAAAGGUCUUAAGAUCAGCUAUGAUAUUCUUGAGGCUGCUGGCGCGGACAGACUUGGUGGACGUCUUUACACUCACCAUUUCUCUGAUGAGGAACACGACUAUUAUGAUGUUGGUGCUAUGCGCUUUCCUAACAACACUAUCAUGAAGAGAGGUAAUGUCUGGGACCCGAAGAAAAAGGCAAAUGACCCGUACCAGGUCAACGAAGGCCUUCCUCCGAACGGCAAGAUCCGACCAGAGCGCCUCCUCAAGACCAACCCCAGCGAACUAGUCAGCACCGCUCUCGAGGUGUUCACAAAGGUUGCAAAGGAGAGGUUCAAGGCGGCAAUCGCUGAAGAGGAAGAGGAGGAGAAGCAAGGAUUCAAGAGUGUCGGUGAAGACGGGGAACGUAGGCCUAGAGGGCCAGCAUCCCAAAAAUUAUGGGAUCUUCUGAUGAAGGCGGAUCAUAUGAGUGUUCGACAAUUUCUUGGCUCAGGCCAGCCGAGAAAGGAAGGGGAAGAACCAGAGCCUCCAGCGGAAGACGAGUUCCCCCAGGGCCCUGGCUUUAACUACAACACUAUCGAAUAUCUCGAGACAAUGACCUAUGGUACAGGCUGGUAUGACCAAUCUCUCACAGAGUGUGUCCUGGAAGAGCUCGAUUUCCACACACCCGACAUGGACGACGACCCAGCAACAAAGGACAUCCAGUAUUGGUGGUGCAUUGAUGGUGGUGCACAGGAGAUCGCCAAGCGGAUGGCUUUAAAGAUCAAGAAGCGCAUUGAAUACAACACCAAGGUUCAAUCAAUCGAUGCUCAAGUUCCACUCCGUCGAGAGCGGAAAGCUGGCACGUACACUCCCAUGAAGAUCAAAACCACCAGAACAGACCCAAAGACGAAAAAGGUCGAGACCAAAGACAGGGAGUACUUUGCCAUCUUCAACAGCACCACGCUCGGUGCCCUUCAGCGUAUGGAGCUUUCGGAUGCUGGUUUGUCUUGGGGUACUAAGCAGGCCAUCCGAGCUCUUGGGUAUGGCGCUUCUUCCAAAGUCGGCAUGAAAUUCCGCACUGCAUGGUGGCAGACGCCGCCAUUCAACAUUGCCAAAGGUGGCGUAUCCCGAACAGACUUGCCUCUGCGCGUUUGUGUGUACCCAUCGUACAAUAUCAAGUCAAACGAGGGUGAGGAUAAGUGGGAUCCCACAAAGCCCGCCGUGCUUUUGUGUUCCUAUACCUGGGGUCAAGAUGCCCAGCGUAUUGGCGCCCUCUGUUCCAACAACACAACACAAGACGACGCGGAGCUCAAGCGGCUCAUCAUCCACGACCUUGCACGGCUUCAUGCUCGAAGGGAACGCCCAUUUGAGGAGAUGGUGAAAUUUCUUGAAGAGCAAUACAUCGAUCACCACGGCUACGACUGGUAUAGAGACCAACACAUGUCGGGAGCAUUCGCGUAUUUCGGUCCCGGGCAGUUUUCCAAUAUGUGGCAAGAAAUCAUCAAGCCUAACGCAUUAGGUCAACUGUAUAUCGUCGGAGAAGCAGCCUCGUCCCACCAUGCAUGGAUCGUAGGUGCACUGGAAAGCGUUGUCCGAGCCGUGUACGUUAUGUUCCAAGGUCUCCAGAACGGUAACGAGGAUUUUGAGGCGUAUGACAUCGUCCUGAAACUUCUCAGAACUGGGUCUGAUAGUGACAAGAGCGUCAGCUUGCCUUUGAAGAAAGACGGCGAGAUGCCCUCCGGCUUGCCUUUCCAUCCUCUGCCGGAAGAGAUGCCUACAAGACAAUUUUGGACGACCAAGGACCAGGAAUUGACUGCUAGCCCUGAGAAGGAGGCUAACGAGGAACAUGUUGACAUGACCUACGGUGCUGCUCUGGCUGUUUUGAGCUUGAUUGAGAGUUUCUAUGAGCUGGGAGUGGACAAGAAGGACACCUAUUAA